CCCAGCUCACUGCACUCCUUUCUGCAAUCCAACCCCACAACAUGCCCGUACUUUGAGAACUAAUCCUUACUUUUGGUUUCUCCUCUACAUCUUACUUCGCUAUACUUCACUCCACAUGUAAUUCUCUCUCAGUCGCCAUGUUAUUCUUUACUCCCUUUCUCUCUCUCCUUGCCUUCGUCCCCCUCGGACUAUCCUACAGUACUCUCAGCGACUCCACGCUCAAAAGCCUGCCCAGCCCCGGCGACGACUUUGACAUCCACAAAGGCGCCAUCCUAGCACCGAUAUUACGAACGCGAGUAUCCGGGACACCUGGUAGUGCCGCUGUUCUUCAGCAUUUCGUCGACUUCUUCAAAACACACCUACCAGCAUGGACGAUCGAGCUGCACAACUCCACCUCCACGACUCCUGUGAGCAACGGCAAGGAAAUCCCAUUUGUGAAUUUUAUUGCGACGCGCGACCCACCUGGCAGUCGGUCUGGCGAGGUUGGAAGACUGGCUUUGGUGGCGCAUUAUGACAGCAAAUUGACUCCGCACGGGUUUAUCGGCGCAACGGAUAGCGCAGCACCAUGUGCGAUGAUUCUGCAUGCUGCGCGGAGCAUUGAUGCGGCAUUGACGAAGAAAUGGGAGGCUAUGGUUGCAGAGGGGGCGGACGAGUUGGAAGAACAGAAAGGCGUGCAGAUUUUGCUGUUGGAUGGGGAGGAGGCAUUUAAAGUUUGGUCUGACAAUGAUAGUUUGUAUGGCGCACGCGCUCUUGCAUCGACGUGGGAAUCCUCCUUCCACCCUGCCAUGUCCACCUACCGCACUCCUCUCGACUCAAUCUCACUCUUCGUCCUCCUCGACCUCCUCGGCGCGUCCGCACCAAACGUUCCCUCCUACUUCCGAACCACACACUGGGCAUACAAAAACAUGGCUAAAAUAGAACACCGACUUAGAGAACUUGGUGCCUUCAAAUCCUCCCCCAAUCACGCCAUAAAGCUCGCAAAACGCAAGAACAAGAAACCGCGCACCGAGAUACCGUUUUUGGUUGAUGCGAACAAAGGCGACGAUACUUUCGUAGGCGGUUUCGUGCAAGACGAUCAUGUCCCGUUCAUGGCGCGGGGUGUGGAGAUUUUACAUAUAAUACCGACGCCGUUUCCGAGGGUGUGGCAUGAGUUGGAUGAUGAUGGGGAGCACUUGGAUAUGGAUGCUGUUGAGGAUUGGACACGGCUGGUAACGGCGUUUGCCGGGGAGUGGAUGGAGUUGGAGGGAUUUUUUGACUUUAAGAAGGACAAGAGGAAGUAUAUGGAUUUGGAUAAAACGGAAUUUGAGAUACCCUAGCAUCUUUUUGCAAUAUUAUGGUUCUGGUUUCGUGUCUCUCUUUCCUGUCGAGUGUGGGUGUAUCGGGUCGCUCAAUGCGUCACAUUCCUCGCUCAUUCAUUUUUGUACCCUGUGAUCGCCAAUGUCAAACCGAUACGCAUUAACCUGAUCAAGCAUCAUUAGACACGAGAGAACAAAGAACACUUUGUUCGUAGCGCUGAUCAGUAUGAGUAAGGUAGGUAACCAACCAAAUGCGGCGACACAGCACCAUCAGAGCAAAACUUUAAAGAAUCAACAAGGGCCUCGAGAGUUCUCUCCUACAUUUCGAGCUCCUAUCC
Molecule: messenger RNA, 1633 nt
Organism: Lindgomyces ingoldianus
Lineage: Eukaryota; Fungi; Ascomycota; Dothideomycetes; Pleosporales; Lindgomycetaceae
Exons: 3
Coding region: 138-1316 (392 amino acids)
Molecular function (GO): glutaminyl-peptide cyclotransferase activity; zinc ion binding
Source: RefSeq, a predicted model, not a curated record